This is a messenger RNA of Rhodofomes roseus, 557 nucleotides long. RefSeq lists its product as uncharacterized. NCBI's taxonomy places the organism in Eukaryota, Fungi, Basidiomycota, Agaricomycetes, Polyporales, Fomitopsidaceae. The transcript is spliced from 3 exons. Bases 89 to 517 code for a protein of 142 amino acids. The record is from RefSeq and is a predicted model, not a curated record.
CGAUCAUGUCAUGACUCGCUCUGUCAGGGACUAUCUACUUCAUGUACGUCGUAUCUAAUUUUCGCGCGCGUCGAUGGGCUGAGAGCUUAUGCACUCAUGUGCGAUUGCCAACAGUUUGAUGUUGCUAUUAACCGUCACUGCUUUCUUACUCUCGUAUUUCACUGUGCGGAAGUUGGCUUGCGUCAAGAAACAGGAUGUGCUCUACUUCGACACUUUUUCCCAGUCGUUUCAAAUGGUUCUGCUUGCGCGGUUGCUGCUCAACCUCCGGGAAGGUGCUCUCAAACAUGUCAUCAUGGACGAAGAAAAUUCCGGCUUCUCCCAUUUCCUGGACGACCUCACUCACGUGUCAAGCAUCGAGUUCAAUCCAGACCCAACGGACAAUACACCUCGUCUUGGCCUUCAUCAACCGACCACGGAGGAUGAAACUGGGGAUGAGCCAAGUGAUGUGGAUGAAGUAGCGGACGGGCACGGUAUUGAAGCUCACGAAUUGCGGGAAAUCAGCGUAGCGCGUGUUUAGACGGAGAACAGCAUUGUCAUCUACACAUAUGCAUACGUUC